AUGUCUUCGCACCAGUUUCAUGGAUCAAUGUUGCAAGAGGCUUACACGUCUGGAAUGAAUGAUAGGACUAAUCAUUACCGAAGGAUUCUUAACAUGUACAUGAGGUUUCAUGAAGCCGUUGUUGCGAAGCAUAAUGCUGAGGUGGAAGUGUAUCGCAUUUCCGGUAAACUUGAACUCUUUGAUGAGAUCUUCAGCGAUGGCGUUAUGAACCAUGUUAAGGACAAGCUGGAAAAGGAACUUGCUCUUGCUCAUGCCCGUCUUGCUGAUGUGAAGGUUCCCAAUCUCGAUUGGGAAAAGCUAGGAGAGCCACAAUGUGGCGUUAAGUUAUCUCUAUCCUCAUCUCUUAUGUUUGAAGAUUCUCAUGACGUCGUUUGUCUCUUUAAUGGGCCAAUGAACGAGUGA
Messenger RNA from Eruca vesicaria subsp. sativa (arugula), 402 nucleotides. NCBI's taxonomy places the organism in Eukaryota, Viridiplantae, Streptophyta, Magnoliopsida, Brassicales, Brassicaceae. The record is from the annotation of a GenBank genome assembly.